Haliotis rufescens (red abalone) is the source of this 2442-nucleotide messenger RNA. RefSeq names its product universal stress protein YxiE-like. Lineage: Eukaryota; Metazoa; Mollusca; Gastropoda; Lepetellida; Haliotidae. The record is from RefSeq and is a predicted model, not a curated record. The coding region runs from base 257 to 763 and encodes 168 amino acids. The transcript has 5 exons.
GAAACCCCAAACCGCCCCUUUACGUCACCGACCCCCCUUGCCCUUCUCGCAGCUCAGUACAACGUAAAAGGAACGAGCGAUGCUGUGGGAGUCAUAGCCGGCUGAAGCUGCGCGAAGACAAACGCUUCCUUCAUAUUUCGUCAGGCGAUCCCAAAAUACUCCUGUCUGCUAGGCGCGCAUUGGAAUACCAGCACCACCUGCUGUAGGAGAUUGGUGGUUUCAGUGAUUGUAGUGACCAACCCGAGGACCGCGAACUAUGGCUGGGGACAAGCGACAUGACAUGUCCUCCUUUCACCAUAUUGUCCUCCUUGCAGCGGAUAACACGGAGUUCUCCGAGUAUGCGUUUAACUGGUACAAGGAUUACAUUCACCGACCUGAGAACUUUGUCAUCAUUCUGCACUGCACCGACCAUCAGGCGGAGGACUUUCGUGAUGCAAGUUCCAAGAAUGCAAGUGGAAAGAAGGGUCCAGGCCGAACCGCCAAGAUGUUCAAGGAAUACACUGAGGCACUGCGCUGUAUAGAGGAGAAGUUUGGAACACUGAUGGCCAAUGCGGGGAUGCACGGUAAAAUCCGGAAGGGGAACGGCAAGCCGGGCGAAGCCAUCAUCCAAGCGGCUGCGGAGGAGGGGGCGAGCAUGAUCGUCACGGGGACCCGGGGAUUGAGUAAACUCAAGCGAACAUUCCUCGGCAGCGUCAGUGACUACGUGGCCCACCACUCUCCCGUCCCCGUCAUCAUCUGCAGGCGGAAUGAAAGGAGUACAUGAACACCUGUCAAUCAACGCGGCACGUGGUUGUACAUUUCUGUGCCCAUAACGGUGACAUAUAUAUAUACACUAAGCCUUUACGGAUGAAAGGAUAAAUGACAUAUUUGUGAACCCCAAAGAAAGUGAUGACAUUUGUGGACGUCGUCGAUGACGUCGACGUCGUCCACGCUGACACGGAACGUCGUUGACGUCAACACCAAGUUGUUCAGUGCAACAGCCAACCGUCGUUGUCUCCUCCACAAAACAAAAAACUUGUAAAAUAGUUUCCAUACAUAUUAAUUAAUGUAACGUCGUAGUUUUAGAACCCGGUAGUUAGCCGUCAAUCACCUCGUAAUUCAGCCCACAUACCGUCUACAGACAGGAUGGACAUUGCUAUUCUUUGUGAUAUGCUCCCACUAUACCGCUGAAGGAUGCGGCCAUACGUUGGAUAUGUCGCUUUAUAUAUGGUUGUUGUUUCUAUACUUGUGUCAGCAUCCCUCAUUCAUCAUGUCUGAUAAUUACCUUUGUUUGUUGUACAUGAAAUUGUAUUCCAACUUUCAAUAUUCUAAAGAAUAGAUCAGAAAAAAAACAUCACGAUUGAUUUCGUAAAGUGCAAUUAUUGAAAGAGAAUUUUUUUUAAAUUAUCAAUAUUCUCAACUGUCAACAUGACACUUUUAAACCUGAAAUAUAAAAGUGUAUGUGUGAAAUGUGGAUUCGGAUACACGAAGUAUAAAAAAUUGCAAAGGUGGUUAAAUUUGGAUCAUAUUUGAAGCGCCCAUAAAAUAUUUACCGCCGUGUUGCUAUGCGUGUUGUUGACAGAAUAACCUAUUGUCGACGUUCUAGAUUAUAUUUUCAAAAAUUAUAUCAUAUGUUGCUAUUAUCGUAUGAAAUACCGCACUACACACAUACAGAUUAAAGUUUAACUUGAAAGCCUGAAAACAAACCACAAUGAUAUAACCGAGCAAUUCUGUGUAAUGUAUUUUAUGAACAGUCGAUAAAUAUAGUCUAUGACACCACUGUCAAAAGAUAAGUUAUCUACUAUGCAUGCCCUUGCCAAUUUGUAAUUUAUAAAUGGUUGUAGACAAUGGAACCCCGUUAAUCCGGACGAUACGGUUUUAUUUAAAUUAUCCACAUUAACGAAUUGUAUCUUGAGCAUAUUUAACGAUCGCAACAGAAAAUAAAUGUCCGGGAUAACGAGGUUUGACUAUACCUCAAUGUUCAGCGGUGUGAUAGUAAAAUCCUGAUUUACUUUUAAGGAAUAUUUGUUUUAUAAGUUUCUGUGUUUGAUUCUGCAUUGUCCGCUAUCUAUAGUAUUUAAUAACCCCAUAUACAUCACUAGGGAUAAUCUGUGUGUCCAGCAACGCACUGCUCCAUUUAAAGGGGGACGAGACUCGAGUGAACUUCACGUCAAAAGGUUUGAUGUCAAUCAAAACCCAAUUUGGCUGAUUGUUUAUCUAAAUUAUAUGAUACGUGAUUCUCGCAGUUAUUGACCCAUAAAGUGCCUCAGCUGCACUCGAGUAUAGUAGUCUUACAUUGCCUAGACUUAAACUGGGCAUGGGAAAAAUCCUGGAGCGAAGUCCCCCUUUAAGGCAGCUCCCUCGUGUACAAACCUGUCUAUCUGAAUCAAGUGUUGACCUAGCUGUGUAACUAUUUGUUUUGUAUUUAGUCACGUUCUAGGUAUAAAACUUCAUACCCUGCGA